Molecule: messenger RNA, 1332 nt
Organism: Funneliformis mosseae
Lineage: Eukaryota; Fungi; Glomeromycota; Glomeromycetes; Glomerales; Glomeraceae
Source: the annotation of a GenBank genome assembly
AUGGAGCGAAUAGGUGCUCAUUCGCACAUUCGAGGUCUUGGUCUUGAUGAUUCACUGGAACCUCGGCAAGUUGCACAGGGAAUGGUGGGUCAAGUUAAAGCCCGUAAGGCAGCUGGAGUAAUCUUACAAAUGAUUAAAGAAGGUAAAAUCGCGGGUCGUGCCAUUCUUAUGGCUGGUCCACCAGGAACUGGCAAAACUGCUAUUGCAAUGGGGAUGGCACAAGCUUUGGGCAAGGACAUACCUUUUACGAUGAUUGCUGCUUCUGAAAUUUUUUCUCUUGAAAUGUCGAAGACUGAAGCUCUUACACAAGCUUUCAGACGUUCAAUUGGGGUACGAAUAAAGGAGGAAGCCGAAAUUAUUGAAGGCGAAGUCGUUGAAGUCCAAAUAGAUCGAUCGAUCACGGGGGGUAAUAAAACUGGCAAGAUUACCCUCAAGACAACUGAUAUGGAAACAAUAUUUGAACUGGGGCAUAAAAUGAUAGAUGUAUUGAACAAAGAGAAGCGUCCGGAAAAAUCUCUAAAUUGGGUAGAUCGUUUACUCGAGCCAGGGAUUACGAUGCGAUGGACUAGAUUUGUUCAAUGCCCUGAAGGCGAAUUGCAAAAGCGUAAAGAAGUAGUUCAUACGGUAUCACUACACGAAAUCGAUGUAAUAAAUAGUCGAACACAAGGAUUUUUAGCUUUGUUUUCUGGUGAUACUGGGGAGAUUAAGCCAGAAAUUCGAGACCAGAUAAAUACAAAAGUUACCGAAUGGAGAGAAGAAGGAAAGGCCGAAAUUAUUCCUGGCGUACUUUUUAUUGACGAAGUUCAUAUGCUUGACAUUGAGUGUUUUUCAUAUUUAAACCGUGCGUUAGAAGAUGAGCGAGCGCCGGUGGUUAUUAUGGCAUCUAAUCGUGGGAUCACAAGAAUUCGAGGUACCAAAUAUAAGAGCCCACAUGGGAUUCCAAUCGAUUUGUUAGAUCGAUUAUUGAUUAUUAGUACAAUUCCAUAUGACGACAAUUCGAUCAAACAAAUCCUUACCAUUAGAUGUCAAGAAGAGGAUGUGACAAUGACUGAUGAAGCACGCGAUAUAUUAACAAAGAUAGGAAUGGAAACUUCAUUAAGAUACUCGAUACAUCUAAUUACGGCUGCUCAUCUGGUAGCCAAAAGACGGAAGGCAAGUAGUGUCGAUGUCGUUGAUAUCAGACGCGUGUAUAGAUUAUUCUUGGAUGAAAAAAGAUCUGUUAAUUAUUUGAGAGAGUUUCAAGAACAAUACAUGUUUAAUGAAGUUCCCGUUGAAAUGGAAGGUGUAGAAAACAAUAUUGUUGCAGAGAAUCCUGAAGCAAUGGAAACUUAG